Molecule: messenger RNA, 1920 nt
Organism: Nylanderia fulva
Lineage: Eukaryota; Metazoa; Arthropoda; Insecta; Hymenoptera; Formicidae
Gene: Abi
Product: tyrosine kinase Abl
Biological process (GO): neuron migration
Cellular component (GO): SCAR complex; actin-based cell projection; lamellipodium
Molecular function (GO): signaling adaptor activity; SH3 domain binding
Source: RefSeq, a predicted model, not a curated record
AAGAAAAAAUCAGCGAUUGAGCAGUGAUAUUUUUAUCAAUAAUCGAAAAAAAGAUUGUCAUUUUCUGUGGCGCGAUGUCUGAAGAAGGAUCAGGUUCCUAUUGCGUAUCAUCAGGAGUUGGUAGUGAUUCUGAAGUCAUGGCUGAAUUGGCGGCACUUCUGCGACAUGAAAUUCCAGAGGGAAGGAACAAUCUGGCCGAUAGUCAUACCAAUUUGGAGAGAGUGGCUGAAUAUUGCGAGGCAAACUACUUUCAAGCGGAAAACAAGAGAAUUGCACUGGAGGAAACUAAAAACUACACCACGCAAUCUUUAGCCAGUGUUGCAUAUCAAAUAAAUACUCUGGCUUACAAUUUUCUUCAACUGUUAGACUUGCAAACGUCACAACUUGCUGAAAUGGAAAGUCAGAUGAAUCACAUUGCUCAGACAGUUAUGAUACACAGAAAGGUUGCCAGAAGAGAAAUCGGCGUCUUGACAGCCAACAAAAUGACGACUCGUCAGUACAAAAUUAUCGCUCCCGCAAAUCCUGAAAACCCAAUUAAAUAUGUCAGAAAGAGCAUUGAUUAUACAAUCUUAGAUGAUAUUGGACAUGGUGUACGUAGCUGCGGUACACCACGAAGCAAGCAGAGAGGUGGUAGUCAGGGCAGUGUUCAAAGUUUAGGUGCUGCUUCUACAGGUUCAGGCUUAGGUGCUGCUAUGGUAGGACCUGCUCCUACCACUAAACCACCUACACCACCUCAGACAGUGAGAACUGGGACGUUGAGUAAAGGAUCGCGCGAGUAUAGGACUCCACCAGCAGUAGCCCCACCACAAGUUCCUAGUCAUUACGCGCCCAACUAUCCACUCGGCCAUCCUAGACGAGAUCGCGGCCCAGGAUAUAGCACUCUGCCAUUGCAUGCUCACAACUCCCACGCGAGCCACAACAAUCAUAACGCGCAUACUAAUACCAUCAAUCAGCAUACUGUACCACAAGUGGGAACGGUACAUCCUCUGCAGAGUCAUCCUCAGACGCCACCACCAGCACCGCCUAGUGUUACCGGCUAUGCGCAGGAACAGCAUAAUAAUAUGCCUCCUCCACCCUCGCCCUUGGUUGGAUUAGGUGGCGACAUGACGGAAUACACUGGACAUCACACUCUACCACACAGACUAUCGCAUCAGAUUAGUCGUAGCAGUGGCGCGAAUAGUCCGCCUUUGCCACCGCCUCCACCACCGGAACAGGAUGAACAUCCACAAUUUGGAAGACCGACGCCGUCCUCUGGUGCUAUAAUGCCGAUUGUACCGGAUGAGGAAGAUCUGCCCGGAUGGGUGCCAAAAAAUUAUAUCGAGAAAGUGGUGGCCAUUUAUGAUUAUUAUGCGGAUAAAGAGGACGAGCUAAGUUUUCAAGAGAGUUCUGUGAUUUACGUGCUCAAGAAGAAUGACGACGGAUGGUAAGGAGUGAUGGAUGGAAUAAGAUUAUUCCCGGGUAAUUAUGUCGAACAUGCGUAUAACUACCAUGCAAUAAUUGGAUAUAUCAAAAUAAUUAUCGGAAGACUGCAAUUUUUAGACAUUUAUCAUACACAUCAUGUACAUGUUAGUCUCAUCGCAUUUAUAUUAAUCAACAUCAUGAUAAACAAACAAAACUUGUUCAUCUCACUUUUCCUUUCAACAAAUCAUUCUAUCCAUUUGCAAUUAUGAAUAUGCAGGAGACAAUUUUUUGAGACUCAUUGAAAUGUUAACAAUAUGAUUUUGUUGUAUUUUUACGCGUUAUUUAAUAAUUUUUAUUGACAAGUGUACAAAAAGAAUUCAAAUUAUAUAAAUAUCAGUGCUAUGUAAGUGAUAUUGCUUUGAACUUGCAUCAAUCAUAAUUAACUGCAUGCAGUGAAGUUAAUUAUUGAUUGAUGCAAGUUAUUGGUGCCAAAGAGAGAGAGAGAGAGAGAGAGAGAGA